Molecule: messenger RNA, 6327 nt
Organism: Cottoperca gobio
Lineage: Eukaryota; Metazoa; Chordata; Actinopteri; Perciformes; Bovichtidae
Gene: bicral
Product: BICRA like chromatin remodeling complex associated protein
Exons: 13
Coding region: 1525-3903 (792 amino acids)
Biological process (GO): positive regulation of DNA-templated transcription
Cellular component (GO): SWI/SNF complex
Source: RefSeq, a predicted model, not a curated record
UGAUAAAAAUUUCAAGGAAAAAACACACACAACCUCCUUCCUCCCUUCCUUCAGGGAGGGAAGAGAGUUUGAGCGGAGAGAAAAAUCUAUCUGAGACAGAACAGGGACAGUGAGAAAAAUAUAUGAGUGGGAGAGGGAGAAGGAGGAGGAGGAGAAGGAGGGGGGGAGCAAAUUAAAAGUUGCCAAAUGGAGAUAUUGGGUUUCAAGAGGAGUGAGACAGGAGUAAAGGGUUUGCCUCUUUGAGUCGUCUUUAUGUUGUGCUAAUCGGGAUAAAUGUGUACGGCGCGACACGGUUUAGUCCUCUGGCAAUUUCGACGAAUUCCACCCGACGUUUUCAAAACAGGCGUCGUCAACAUCGCGGCUAGCUAGCCAGAACAGGCCGGUGUUUAGCGUUAAAAUGUUACGGAUCGUCCAGUCCGGAGAGCUACCCGACCAGAACACGGGCUGUUACCGAAUCCCCCGAUUGAAACGCGUCGAUUCGGUAUAUCAAGACAAAUGUGACGUUUUUCAUGCUGGCAGAUAAGCCACAUUGAGGACAAAUGAAAGCCUCCCCAACAGAGAAAGGAAGAUCACGUCAGCGACGACCAGCCACAGGCUGGACGACGGGCGUUUUGUGCUGCUUGAAUGCGAUUAUCAUUCUGUCGAUUCAGUCUAUUUUUGGAAAUAAAACUUGCAAGCUGUACAUUAGCUGGCUUACUAAACCACCGGCGGUACCAUCCGGCAGCAAUAGCAGGACUACAGCAGGGACUAGCUUGGUCUGCGUCGAAGCAUGCAUGCUAGUGCUGAUUUCGGAGGAUACGAAUUUAAGCUCCAAAUUAUACAAACUGUUCCAACGUUUCGUUAAAGUUGUCUUUAUUUCGACCACCCCAAUCAAAAUUGGCGAUACAUUUGCAAAUCCAGUGCUCUUGAGCUACUUAAAACGCUCAUUUUGAUAGGUACUUUUUAGCUGUCUUUUUUAAACUAACGUUAGCUAACAGUUGAAUUGUAGAUGAAUAUAAAGUGCUUCACUGUUAACGUUGGUAACAUGUUGGUAUUAACAUUAGAUUUGUGUUGGUUUAAUGCCCAUUGAAUUAAGAGAAAGGAGUGGAGUGUUUUAUUUAUUUUUACAUAUAAACAGUCCACAAUUGGAGCUUAUUUUGUGAAAUAAAAUGUCACUGUGUUAAUCGUUUGGUUUCCGUUUUUUGUUGGGAAAGGUCAACAUUGCUUCCUUUUUUGUAGCAGUGUGUCCCCUUUACAUGUGGUUUCAUAUCUUUAUCUAAACAAUGUAGUCUAUAUAGUGUGGAAAUUAAAUAAAUGACAAUAUUCUGUUAUAUACUUAGCGUGUAGUGUUUUUAUUUGGCAUUUUAAAGGCAUGGUUCAGCCAGUGUAGAGUCUAGUUUGAACAGUAGCCCUGUCCUUCUUUGUUCUCCGUAAACCAAAGAUGGAGGCUGAACGUGGCUCUGUUGUAAAGACAGCAUAUGGCAUGCCCAGAAAACAAAGGGUGUUAAAUGACUGAAUCCAUGCUUCCUGCUGGAAAUCUGUGUCAUGGAUGAUGAGGACGAUCGCCAUCUUCUGGAUAUUUUAGGAGAUGUGGAUGCAUUGAAUGACUAUCUCCAUGGCAGCAACAGCAAGUCUAUUGAGGAGGAUGAUGUAACAAAUGCAGCUUAUGGGUCGGAUGGAUCCUUCUUUUCUAGUGACACGGCUGGCUCCAACUCUGGCCUCAAGGAUGGUUCUUCUACGAUGGGGGAUUUCGGCGAGGAUUCAACAGGGGCAGGCCUCCAGCUCUCCAGCAGCCUUUCAUUUAUCGAGGAUGAAUUGGGGCCUGGGAACUCCCCUGGAGGGGUGGAUCUUGGGGGAGAGGACCAGCCCUUUGACAUCCUACAGAAGUCUCUCAUGGAGGCCGACAUCACGGAGCAGACGUUGGCCCAGGAGGCCUUACUGGACUCCCAGCCCGCUCCCACUCUGGUGCAGGCUCCUGUUCCCUUCCCUUCCCAGCUGGUCUCUGGGGGGGGUUAUAGCGGGGGAGUAGUAACCACGGCGACAGCUGCGUUCCCCACAGGCCAGUUUCUGCAAGGGGUGUCCCCGCUGCCCAAUGGCAACGCCCAGCACAUCCAGGUGUUGGGCUCGUUCGGGGCGGGUGGUGGUGUGAUGACUCUGAGCAGCUUGGAGAGAACUCCUCAGCUUGUGUUGAGGCCGGGGGCACCUGUAGCUGCAGCGGGGGCCGCGACAGGGGGGCAGGUGUUUGCCCCGACCCAAGGGCAGGUGGGCUUACCUUUCAAAAACAUUCCCCUUCAAAACAUCAUCAUCCAGAGAGGCCCGGGAGGGACCCAGACUCUUGUCAGACCCAUCCAGCCUAAACCCCUUCAAACUGGGGCUCAGACUAUGUACAGCCUUGGUCUUCAGCACACUCCCACCGCCAUGGCUAAUGUGGUCAACGCUAACACUGCUUCUCCUGGGGGGCAGUACACAGCCAAUGGCUCCAGAGUAUUGCAGCCAUCCCUGGAGCAGCAUCAAGCCCAGACAAAUAUACCACCUGGACAGUUUUUACUGCCCAGCUCCAUGGCACUCACUCCGGCCAGUACCCUCCACAAUGGCCCCGCUGACCCCAACUCAAACACCCUGAUUACCAGUCAGAACGCGGUGCAGAUUGUUCAGGGACAGAACUUCUCUGCACCACAAGGAGGCCAGCUAAUUUUGAAUCAGGGAGUAGUCAGCAGGAGUCAGGUUGGAGGGGGUGUAACUCAAACAUGGACCGGAGUUUCUUGUGCGAAUCCUGUGCAGACAUCGUGCGGUGCCGGGCGGCUGACUCUGGUUGGCCCAGCGUCAGCGGGGAUCGGCUGUCAAGGCCAAGUGCCGGCUGGCCACGUUCAGCGCCUUCUAGUCACUCAAACUCAGAAUUUCACUUCUCUGUCCCCUUUAGCCGGUACUGUGACACAGGAAGACUACAGACAGAACUCUUCAUCACCUGCCCUCAAUCAGGUGCAGCUCAGCAGCAUCCAUGCCAUGACAACAAUGAGUCAAGAUUCAAAGCUGAACUCUCAGGUCAGUGCUCAGAAGAGACCUGCUCUUCCGCCACUCACAAGAGGAGAAAUGAUUUUGCAACAGUUGAGGAAGGAUCAUGCUGGAGUUCAGACCCUAGAUCUGCGUCAAUUCAAUUCAAUCGAUGAUGCACUGCAAAGACUCCUCCCGUACCACGUGUUCCAGGGGGCUCCACCCAGCCAGGACGAGUUCUCACAGGUGGAUGAUGAAUUUGAGGUAGUUGCAACUCAAGUGCUGAAGAGGACUCAUGUCAUGGUAAACAAAUACAGACGGCUACUAAUGGUGGAAGCUGAGCGAUCCAGUCCGUCAUCAGAAAUGGUGAUGAUUGACAGGACCUUCAACCAAGAGGAGCGCAGCAACCUGACACAAGACAAACGCAUGGUACUAGUGGAUCCAGACACGUUCUUGGAAGACUUCUGUUGUGGGAGGAAAUCCAAACUUUUCCAAGAUCCCUUCCGCACUCAGUCGUCGUCCAGCUCAAGCUGGAAUCCGUCAGACAGAGGCUCUACGGAGCCACCGCACAGGACAGACUCCCAGCCCGGGUAUGGAGACCCGGGAGGGGGUGGCGCUGUAGGACCAGGUGCAGCAGAUAGACUCCACCCUCCGCUCUUAGAAAACAAGAGUGUCCUGGAACUGAAGAGAUCCCAGCAACACUACGGGUCGAGCGGCGAGAGUAACAACAGCCUCACCGCUGUCAACAGUUAUCCCCAAGGUAACCCCUCACCUCUCACAGCAACGUCAAGAGGACAGACACACAACCAGGUGUCUCACCACCUGUCCUCACACCCGAUCCAGCCCCAGUACCCCCCUCAGCGCACCUCACCCCCUCAUGCCGACACAGACUCUGCUCUCGAGGCAGCAGUCAACAGCAUCUUGGAAUGUUAAGACUGAUAUCAUCCCUAAUGUAUGGUUUAUUUUAUCGUGUGUAUACGGUUUUUUUUUUUGUCAAUCUCCCCUUUUGUAACCUUUGUUGUAUUCCCCCACAACCCUGUGUGAAGAGAGGUUAACUCUUCAUCUUUAUGAUACCAUCUCCGGCCAUGUAGCAUGUAUUUUAGUUUGUCUUGAUUCAUUUCUUUCGGGGGUUUUGAGGCACUUAAAAUGACCUAAAAACAUCCGGGAAUGUGUGCAAUGCAAUGUACGCACAGAUGGAAAAUGUUCUUGUUUUUGUUUACUUUAAGGUUAUUUUAAAGAGGUAGAGUCUGCAGAUUCAGUAACGUGAAUAUAAGAGUCCCUCUUAUCACACACAUCAUUGAUAUUUUGUGCCAGUUGAUUACCCCCACUACCUAUGCUGAAUAGGAGGGACACAAUAACGACUCUGUGCCUAAUGUUAGGUUUUUAUUUUGAAGUGUUUACAUGAAGGAGCUCUAUUCAAAAAUAUCCACUGACUCAGUUCCUUCCUGCAUUACAAACAUGCACACAUGCUUUCAGUACAACGUGCUAAGUAGAUUCAUGGUUCAGAGGCGUCGGAUUCCUUAAAGGUCAGCUCAGUAGAGACACAUUCACAUAGACAAAUUGCACUAAACGUUCAGGAACUUUAUGGAUAUGUGGCUCGUUGAUAUCCUGCGUACGCUAGGCUGAACGGAAUGUGAAUAUUUGGAACCAAACCAAAAUCUAUUCCUGCUUUCAGCUGCCUGCAAUAAGGAUAACCUCUUAAUCACACUAGCAACCAGUCAAACUAGUCACAUAGACAUAUAUAGUACUUACUAUAUAGAGUUACUGUACUCUGCAAUGCUUUAUUUCUUGUGCUCAAGUCACAUUUUCUUUGGCAUUUUUUUCUUUUGUACCUUAAAGGUAUGCAAGCCCCGACACAGACACAGGACAAAUACUCAAUCUCAACCACUUUUAUCAUUUCACAGUGUGUUUGUGUCAAGGGGAGCUUAGUCCUCAGAUUGAGGAAGAUAUGUUACAGUAUGUUUAUCUUUUUUUAUUUAGAUUUUUAUUUCCUUUUUUUUUUUUAUGACAUUAAAAAAAGAUGACUGUUUUUGUUUGUUGUGACAUGUUCCCCAACUUUGUGAAGACGACAAUAUCGUCAUUAGUUUAAAUGAUCCUGGAGGGUCAUUGAUUGUACGUAUGUCGGUCUGCCUUCUGCAUAUAAUAUGAUCAUAUCCAGCUAUCUAUGCUUUACUACCGUGUCAUGUCAGUGUGUUUGUGUUAAUCUGCACACAUACACACUGGGAUACAACUAUGUUUUCAUGUAGUUUGGUUGUUUGGUUGCCAUACUCUUGACUUUAUUCCCAAAUGUUCACGCGCAGUCUCCCAGGAUGUUUUCAUUACUUUUCAGUGUUUGGUUUCAAGCAUUUCACACAUUUCCUCUUUCUUCCCUCAGCAGCGCAACCAAAACUCAAAAUAGGAGAGAGUGUGGCAUUGUCCAGAAUCACCGUCAGAUCUUUACGUCUUUGUGCUGAACAGCUCUGUAGUGUUCCUCUGAAGCUGCGCCCCUAAAGCUCCCACUGUGUUCCAGUUUUGUCUGAGUAUUGUUGAGUUUUUCAUUUAGUUUUUACAGUCAAAACUUACUGUGAUAUUUCAUCAUGAUAAAGAAUCAUUCAGAAAUAAUGGUCAUGUUUUUGGAAGGGCAUUUAUUUUAAAAAUCUACAGAAAUUGCACUAAUGGUAGAAGCAAGAAAAGGGCAGUUUAUGUUAAACCCAACACAGCACCACAGCUUAGGUUAAAUGUGUUAAAAGCUGAUUCUGGAUAGUGUCACCUUUCUCCUAUAAGUCUGUGAAAUAUCUUCAGACUGAAGGCCUUUUAUACGGGGUGAUAGAGAACACGCGUCUUCUUUUUGUGUUUGAGUGCCACAGCCCGCCUGUAUCUCUGCCUCAAUCCUUAUAGAAAUCUUAUAUCUACCAGUACACCCGUAGAAAACUACAGCUUUGGAAGCAAAUCCCUAAUGUCAUGUAAGGGUCAUGUGACAUUUGCUCCUUCAAGUUUCUGCUGCAAGACUUUGUGCCUCUAUAGCACUCAUAUUCACAAGAAAGUUAGUUUUGGACUUACACAAAGUCCAAACUAAGUGUUCAGUGCUGCUUCACGUUAUCUGGAUGCAUAUCAGUGUCUGAGGGCCUGGUAGGAACAUACUGUGCUUUUUACCCCCGUUUUCAGUUCAAAAAUGUUUUUCUUCCUCCAUUUUCACUGCUGUUUUGUCUCACUUGAUUUGUAUAGUUUGUUGUUUUGUACAAAAAUGAAAAGUGAAACACAAAAUAUUUAUAAUUUUUGUAUGGAGAAAAAAAGAAUGUAAAAAAAAAGAAAAAAAGACGAGAAAAUGGAAAUUAAAUUUUUUAUUGUGUUGGCUAAGAAGUGGAGUCAAGAAAAAUC